Messenger RNA from Xiphophorus couchianus (Monterrey platyfish), 5868 nucleotides. RefSeq names its product DnaJ (Hsp40) homolog, subfamily C, member 14 (gene dnajc14). The transcript is spliced from 7 exons. The coding region runs from base 278 to 2215 and encodes 645 amino acids. The record is from RefSeq and is a predicted model, not a curated record. Lineage: Eukaryota; Metazoa; Chordata; Actinopteri; Cyprinodontiformes; Poeciliidae. Gene Ontology annotation, molecular function: dopamine receptor binding.
GAGCCUGAUCUCUCUGUUAAACACUAGGUGGCAGCACCGCCCCUCUGAUUUCUGCUCACUGUCAGAAAACCAUAGAAGGAAUUAGAGGAGAAAAAGAAACAGUUGGCUUUCUGUUCACAAACAAGGUUACACAUUCAUCUUAAAGGUGGCCAAUUUCAUAAUGUUAGCUGUGAGGAACCCCAGUUUAAUUUUGAUAUGAGCAAAUGGAGGAAACUCUGCAGCAGAUCAUGGAGUUAGGACCCUUUUGUCCCCUUUCAAUCUGACAACUGUAAGAGACAUGGAGAAGGAAGAGAUGGAUGAUGAGGAGGUUUGUGAUGGUGGUUUUGUCUCGGAGGCCAGUUUUACUCAGCAGCAGGCUGGAGAGAAUGAUGAGUGCACACAGGAGGAUAAUACGGCUCACCUCAACUUUCAGGAAACUCCAGUUAUUGACCCUGGAACUGGUGACGUAGAGUCAUGUGAAUCCAUGGAGGCUAAAGAGGACACAGAAGAGGUUUCAGAGGGAUUUGAACAAGACUUGGAUCAUGAGAACCCACAGCUUAUAAAUCAAGAAGAAGAUGAAGCUGCCAAGGAGCAACAGAUGAACGGAGAGUCCGGCUGGAGGGCGCUGGGAGGCGGACGGAGGUGCAAGUUGAGGAGCGGCGGCUCUCUGUUCGAGCAGAGCUUUCAGAAAGGCACCAUCCCGUCCAGCGGAAGUCGGCACAAGCAGACUCGCAGACGCAACCAUCACCACCAUCAGCAGAGCCGCGGUCGCAGGCGGACGGGAAAGCAACUUUUCUUUGCUUUCAGAGAGAUGCUGUCAGAGUCCCUGAGCGUCUGGUGCAUUUCCUGCGUCCACAUGCUGAUUGAGAUUAUUGUGACAUUAACUCACAACUGUGGAGUGGGAGUGGAAAUGGGGGUCUUGAAACUUUACAACUGCGGGAAAAAGAUUAUUGUUAAGAUCACCGAUCUGCCUGGAAUGAAAGCAGACUUUAGCCGGGUUUUGAAGCAGAUGAAAUGUGCUGGAGCAGACCUUUUGGACAAAACUGUAAGGACUCUUAAGUGGAUAAAGUCAUCCGUCUCCUCUUGCUUCAGACUAUUCUGCGCUUUAGUAAUUUUCAGUUUCCAGUGGGUGAAGGGGUUGCUGCUGCGUGUUGGUGGUGAGCGGGGUAAACGCUAUUGGACGGCUUUUCUUGAGUCGCGGGUCUGGAAGAGGCUGGUGUCUGUGCUGGAGAGAGUCCAGAGCUGGUUCAGGAAGUAUCGCAACACACCGUCAUCGCCAUCGUCGCCCGGCAGAGCCGGAAGAGGGGAACCAAUUCAGGAACUGGAGCGACUGCUGGCGCUGGCUGAGGUGCCAGAGGGGGAGCUUGACCCCUUCACGGUGCUGGGCGUGGAGGUGCAUGCCACAGAGACCGAGCUGAAGAAGGCCUACAGACAGCUGGCUGUCCAGGUCCAUCCAGACAAGAACAAACAUCCGCGAGCAGGAGAGGCGUUCAAGGUUCUGAGGGCAGCCUGGGAUAUAGUCAGCAACCCUGAGACACGACGAGAGUAUGAGCUGAAGCGCAUGGCAGCAACCGAGCUCUCAAAGUCCAUGAACGAGUUUCUCACUAAACUGCAGGAUGACCUGAAGGAAGCCAUGAACACCAUGAUGUGCACAAAGUGUGAAGGCAAGCACAAGCGGUUCGAGAUGGAUCGAGAUCCUGCUGAAGCCCGCUUCUGUGCUGAAUGCAGCCGUUGCCAUAGCGCCGAGGAGGGAGACCUGUGGGCCGAGUCCAGCAUGUUGGGCUUACGUAUCACGUACUUUGCUUGUAUGGAAGGGAAAGUGUAUGAUAUUACAGAGUGGGCAGGUUGCCAAAGAAUAAGCAUUUCCCCCGAUACCCACCGCGUCCCGUACCACAUCUCGUUUGGUUCAAAGAACAACAGCAGCGCCACACGACACAGGAGCCCCUCGGAGCACGCCACCGGUCCUUCAAACCCGGCUGACUUGCAGGACUUCUUCAACAGAAUGUUCAAGGGUGGACCGCCGAAUGACAUGGCUGCCAACGGCGGGGGCUUCUUUCCCUCAGGUCCGCCCCAUCACCACCCGGCCGGUGCUGGAGGUGCCCCUUUCUCCCCUCCCCCGGGUCAGACAGGUUUCUACAUGCCGGGGGGCCUUCGGCCAGAUUCCAGCGAGACGUGGCCCGACGGCGGCAAACCCCCCCGGAGGAGAAAGAAGGUCCGAAAACCCUUCCAGAGGUGAAGUCUGUUUACUCGAUAGUGUGUCAAAACCGGGACACGAUAAGAAAAUGGCCACGUUUGUCUCUCGCCUGCCUGUGGGCGUGCCAAGAUCUGAAGAGUGGUUGAGUGUAAAGCUGCAGUCAGAUCCGCCAAGCAGAGAGGGACUGGAUCACGAAGAGGAACCGGUUGGGUGAAUCUCAGUGCUGAAGGCAGAGGAAGUGUCAGUGUCGGUGCUUUAUCUGUCAUUUCAUCCUGUUGUGUUGCUGGUCUCACUCAUGACUGUAGCCUUGACAACCGAGAUCCCUCUGAUGCCGCAAUGAAGCAUUUUCUUUUUUUUGAUAAUUUCCUGCCAAAUCCAUUACUGCAUGAUUUAUUCACUUUUUUUAACGCUUCAGUUUUCUUACUUCUCUUUUGUAUCAAGUUAAUUUUCCACUUUGGGCUCCGUGCCGAGAGAGAGAGAAACGGCAGAGGAGAGGGCGACGCUCAUUAAGAUUUAUAGCUGAGAAAUGAAGAAGAGGGCUUGUGCAGCUAAACGUGUCAGUGUUACUGUUGUUGUUAUUGCCACGUGUUUGUCGUUUUCUGCUUCUGGAGCAAAGCCUUGUCCAACCCAAACAGACGGGACGAAUCUGAACCACGCUAACGGGUCGCAACGACACACAACACGCCCGUUUCUUUGCUCUUGACCUCAUGUGGCUCAGGUUGUCGUUACGGUGUCCUGCAGAAGUAUUUACACCCCUUGAACAUUUCUGAAUUUCAUUUUAUCGCGCUCAUAAACUACCAGGUGUUUUACUAGGAUUCCAUGUGAUGAACCAACACAAAUCAUUUUUUUAAUAAGUAAAAAACUCAAAAGUGUGGCGUACAGUUACAUUAACCCCCCAGUCCAGUCAAACACACCACUGCAAAAACACAAAAUCUAAGUAUUUUUUGUCUAGUUUCUAAAGAAAAUAUCUUGGUACACUUGAAGUAAGACAAAACUAACUCAUACGUAACUUUACAGCAGGAUAUAGAGGCUUGUUUAAGUAAAUAAUUCCUUAUUAUUGAUGAGAAAAUACUAGAUCCAUUGGCAGUUUAUUUAACUUAUAACGAGACAUUUUUCCCAUAAAUUAAUUUUUCUGCCAAUGGAACAAGUACUUUUUCAUCAAUUAUUUACAUAAAACAAGCCUCUAUAUCUUGCUAUAAAGUUACUUUUUAUUUAGUUUGUCUUAUUUCAAGUGCAUUAAGAUAUUUGCUCCAGAAAUUAGAACAAAAUUACUUGGUUAGAUUUUGUUUUUGCAGUGAUUUUGCUUCAAUUCCAACUUCUAGUCUUUUGAGUGAAUCUACCAGCUUUGAACCCAAAGGACUAAAAUCCAAACUGUGUCUGUGAAAAAUCAAAUUUCAAGACUUUCCACAUGAUUUCAAUUGGCUCUAAGGUGGGACUUUGACUAGGCCAUUCUAUCACAUAGAUAUGCUUUGUUCUGAGCCAAUCCGCUGUUCUUGUCUCUGGAUGUUUACGGCAAUUUUCCUGGUGGUGGAUAGCAGCUUUUCUUACAGAAACAUCUAUCAGAAAACUAGCCAACGUCUCUGCUCCAGCCAAAGAAGAGCAUCCCCAUAGCAUGAUGCUGCCACUACCAUGUUAUGCAAUGGGAAUAGUAUGUUCAAGGCUUUACUUUUCACCACAAGUAGUGUUUUGGAUGUAGGUUUAAAAGUCGUGACAAACGUCAAAAGGGACUUCUUUGAUCUUCUUAUUGCCAGAUUUAUGCAGUGGGGCUCUUGGCUGCUUUCCAGGUUAACGGUUUCCAGUUGUUGGUUUCUACUGGUGCAUUGUGAGAAGUCCAAAUCUUGGAAUAUUGUUUUAGAACCUUUUACAGUCAGCAUAACAGGGACUGAAGGCACUUUUUGAUAUUUAUUUGUAAGGAAAUAAAUAAAUUAACACCAUUUCGUAUUCCAGGAACCCAAAUUAAAAAAAAAGUGGUUGUAAUGUGACAAAAUGUCACAAGGUCCAAGGGAUGCGAAAACUUCUGCAAGGCACUGUAUGACAGUCUAAUGAUUGAUAAAAUGAUUUUUGUUUUAAUGCUCCAGAUCUCCCAAAAAGAAUAGAAAAUCUUCAAUAUUUGGGUUCAGUUCUGAUAUUUUCUAUUAGAAACAAGUUUUGAAGCCUCUUAUUUGUUUUGCAUCAACAGGUUACACACCUGCCACUAUGAUUACACAUUCAUUAUGAAUAUUUCUAAUUAAUAAUUGAGGGUAUUUUUGUCUAAAUCCUGAAGAUAAAAUGUCUUCAGAUGAAAAUAUUUAGUCUAGCCUCAGAAAGUUCACCGAUUUAAGCAGAGGAACUAUUCUGAUGCUUUUUGUUCUGACUUAAGCAGCAAGGUUGAAGACAAAUGCAACAAUAGGAUGUGUGCGCUGCUACGUUGUUGAUUUGCUCUGUUUUUCUUACGUAGCUGCUAAGAUCAUUUCUGUUCCAGUUAUCUAAAUUUUCUCUGGAUUUGCCUCCUAAGCUGAAGUUGUUGCAUGUUUUUAGCAUGUUUUACUCCAUGAUGACUGCGUCGAUGUCCCAGUUCAUGUCAUGUUCUGCACCUGAAUAGUUAUUGUGGUUCAGAUUUCCACAUUACAGGUUCACAGGAAGUCUACCCAGUGCUUACUGGUUAUAUUAACAUUAAAAAAGACAGUUAAGUUCACAUGGGCCUUGCCUAGAAAUUAAUGAAUAAUUAAUGAAACCUUUUUUGUUUUGCCUGUAGCCUUGUAAAAGCAACUUGCUGCAUUGUUUACAUCUGACUUGAAGAUUGUGGGCAGUUAUUGAAAAAGGCAACUGUGUGUGGGGGUGUGUGUGUGUGUGUGUGUGAGAGACUGAGGCACUUGAUAAAGGUUAUAUUUUAUAUUCAUAGGAAGUUUUCUAUUGUGUUCAUUUUCUCCUUUCUUGGACUUUUGUUUUUGCACACCCGGCGCUGUAAUAAAAAGCAGCACUGAUUUCGAUUCAGUGGUUUUGAAGUUAAACCUCCAGCUGCAGGUGAGUGGGUGGUCUUACCCACCGAGCUCGACAGCAGCUCACUUGCAGAUUUUACGUUUGCACACCCACUGCGCUCUGGAGAAGAUGAGUUUUGUUAUUGUAACACAGAGUGAACGCCUAAAAGGAGCUGUUGUUGCAGAGGCCUGUUUCUGCAGGAAAUCUUUGCUUCUCUGCAUCUGCUAAAAAAAAUAAAGGUUUUUCCUCACAGAAAGGAAAUGUGUGGAAUCCGAGGCUCCGUUUAUGUAAAGCUAUCUCUCCAAUGAAGACAAAAAUGUACUAACUAGGAGUGAAUUUUAGAAAUUGAUCAGUUAAAGUAACUUGUGACAUUUCUACAGCACCACACCCUGCUCUUUAGUUCCCACAGGAACUGCACAGCCUCAUCCAUGAUGAUGUUAAUUGUCUAGCUUGGUUUUCAACUCUUUGUGAUUUGAGAAUAUGAAGUGCUGCACGUUUAAAGGUUGCAGGUCAGAGUCUGAGGUCUGUGAACGAGUCGACACGUCAGUGUUCUGUUUCCUUUUUGUUUUUAAACAGAUUAUGCAGAAAUAUUGCAAAAAUAUUUGACAAUCAGGGGUUUUUUUGUAUGAAGUUCGGAGGCGAGUUCCCAGUUGGUGAACGGUUUUAAAGUAAUAAUCUUGGGUUUCUUUCCCCUACUUUCUCUGGUUUUCAAAAUAAAGAUGAUUUCCAAGAUGUAA